AUGUAUCUGCAUCCAGUUUCAAUCGUCAAUCUGUUCUUUUUCAUCCUUCAUCUUCUUUUCACCUUUACAGAGCAUUCUGCAGGUUAUUACCUCAAUGGGGAUGUAGCAAUUAACUGUGGUUCCACUGGCAUUUCAACGGCUUUCAAUGGCAGGGAAUGGGUUGGAGAUAUAUCGAAUUCCCCACCACAAAUAAAGGGCUCAUCCACCAGCUCAAGCACCAUCCAUAAUUUGGCUUCAGUGGAUCCUGUCCCUUACAAGACAGCACGAAUCUCUCAAUCACAAUUCUCUUAUACUUUUCGAGUAAGGCCAGGUCUCAAACUUAUUCGCCUUCACUUUAGUCUGGCUUUAUACUGGCAAUUUAAGAAGUCUCGAGACUUUUUCACAGUUGAAGUUGGGCCUUUCACCCUCCUUCGUAACUUUAGUGCUUCAAUAACUGCUGAUGCACUCAGUGUAAAAUCUUUCAUUAAGGAGUACAGCAUCAAUAUAGAAGAAAAUCAACUGUUGACCAUAACUUUUUCUCCCGAACAUAGCCAGUCACAUAAAACAUAUGCUUUUAUAAAUGGAAUUGAGGUAAUAUCCUUGCCUACAGACCUUUAUUACACUCAUGAGCAUUCUGCAGGUUAUUACCUCAAUGGGGAUGUAGCAAUUAACUGUGGUUCCACUGGCAUUUCAACGGCUUUCAAUGGCAGGGAAUGGGUUGGAGAUAUAUCGAAUUCCCCACCACAAAUAAAGGGCUCAUCCACCAGCUCAAGCACCAUCCAUAAUUUGGCUUCAGUGGAUCCUGUCCCUUACAAGACAGCACGAAUCUCUCAAUCACAAUUCUCUUAUACUUUUCGAGUAAGGCCAGGUCUCAAACUUAUUCGCCUUCACUUUAGUCUGGCUUUAUACUGGCAAUUUAAGAAGUCUCGAGACUUUUUCACAGUUGAAGUUGGGCCUUUCACCCUCCUUCGUAACUUUAGUGCUUCAAUAACUGCUGAUGCACUCAGUGUAAAAUCUUUCAUUAAGGAGUACAGCAUCAAUAUAGAAGAAAAUCAACUGUUGACCAUAACUUUUUCUCCCGAACAUAGCCAGUCACAUAAAACAUAUGCUUUUAUAAAUGGAAUUGAGGUAAUAUCCUUGCCUACAGACCUUUAUUACACUCAUGGUGGUGGUCUUGGAGCCCAAGUGGUUGGCCAAAAGUCUCGAAUCUAUAUUGACAAAAGCACAGCACUUGAAAUCGUGGAGCGAUUUAAUAUUAUAUGGGAUCCCACAUCAGUAGCUAAUGCUGGUAAAUUUAGGAUGUGGGAAACAGUAUCAUAUAAAAAGAAAAACAAGAUCAACACUUUCACCUGGAAAAUAUCUGUGGAUGUCGGAUUUGAAUACUUGAUCAGGCUUCAUUUCUACGAGAAAGGACUGCGUAUGGCAGAGACUGGCAACAUGGUGUACAGUGUCCUCAUAAAUGACAUGAUUGCCGAAACUAAUGUUGAUAUAGUAAAAGAGAGGGGUGACAAUGACAUCCUUUGGUACAGAGACUAUAUAGUAAAGGUUAAAGGACAUAAAGAAGAGGCUAGGCAUGAUCUAACAAUUUCCCUUCAGUUGAAGGGUGAAUUGAUAGAUGGACCCCUUAGAAGAUUGGAGUUAUGCAAGUUGAGCAACCUGUACAAUAGUCUUGCCUCUCGAUAUCCCUCGUCUCCCACACAAGCUUCAUCAUCUGGAACUCUACGAAUAUUAUUGUCAAUUUCUGGUCGAAGAAACGCAGUUGUAACUGGUGCAGUAAUUAUAACCACUCUAGUCAACAUCAUCGCUUUUAGGUUGCGGCAAAUCUGGGAAGCCAACGCUAUUGAGGACAGAAACAAGCCAUCAAUCUCGACUGGAGGACUCUGUCGUCAUUAUUCCCUUGCUGAGAUCCAAUCAGCCACAGAUAACUUCAGUGAUACACUGGAGAGCUCGAAGUCUUCUGUUCCAAAGAUGACUACUUCUGAUGGUGUCCAGCCUUGUUCAAGGGAAACUAUCAAAUUAACUAGUACUGGGGUACAAGAAAUCUCCUCUGUAGAUGGGCAGAAUAUCUCACCUCUUUCGGAAGAAAGAACCGAAAGUGAAGUGGUUCAGAAUGUUUUGCCUUCAGGUAGAAGCACACCCGUGGAUGGGAGAAAAACCAAUAUUUAUAAGCUAUCAUGGUUGAGGCCGUGGGAUGCAAUCUGGAAUAGGGCAAAACCAUCCAAGAGAAGAGAAUCGGUCCACUGCUCAAUAUCAGGUAUUGAAAGUGAUUUCAACAGGCUUUUCAGCAACCAAGGUCAACCUCAGUAA
Messenger RNA from Fraxinus pennsylvanica, 2286 nucleotides. Lineage: Eukaryota; Viridiplantae; Streptophyta; Magnoliopsida; Lamiales; Oleaceae. The record is from the annotation of a GenBank genome assembly.